CGUCCGAAUAGCCGGUCCUUCCCCGGGGAGCCAGUUCCUCCCCGGGCCCCUGAGCCAUGCCCAUCGCGGCCGCCCCGGACGAACCAGAUAUAAAUUAAUUAUUUGAAAGAACGUGAACAAUGGAGCCAGACAUCAUUCGAAUGUACUCUUCAUCCCCACCACCACUGGACAAUGGAGCAGAGGAGGAUGAUGAUGAUGAAUUUGGAGAAUUUGGUGGGUUUUCAGAAGUUAGCCCUUCCAGUGUCGGGUUUGUAGAUUUUGAUACACCAGAUUAUACUUGUCCCAAGGAAGAGUUCGUAUCUUCAAACCAUUUUAUGCCAAUUCAUGAUUUCUCAGAAAACGUAGCUAGCCUUACAAGCUUUAAGUCCAUUAAAAAUGGUAAUGAUAAGGAUAUAACUGCUGAACUUUCUACUCCUGUGGAAGAACAGUCUGUUUUACUUUCUAACACCAGCAAAGAAAUUAUUUCAUCUAUAACUUCAGAUACUUCCACUGAUGGCAUUGAAAAUCCAGGAGAUUUAAAUAAAGUAAUGGAACAGAGACAAAAUGUUGAAACACCUGAAAAUUUCUCUCUAGGAGAUUUUAGAACUGAUAUGAACAUAGUUCAUCAAAACAAGCAGUUAGAGAGCUGCAAUGGUGAAAAGCCUCCCUGUCUGGAGAUUCUAACAAAUGGGUUUGCAGGGUUGGAAACUGUAAAUCCUCAGGGAACAGAUGAUCUGGACAAUGUCGCUGAUUCAAAGGGACGGAAACCUCUCAGUCUUAGCACUUACAGCACUGAGCACAAUUUAGACUCUGCACCUAGUCCUGCUGAGGAAUUUGCAGACUUUGCCACAUUUUCCAAAAAGGAAAGAAUACAACUAGAAGAAAUAGGACGUGCAGUUUUAAAGGAUCGAGAUGUAUUAACCAUUCAGGAGAACAACAAAAUUAAUAGAGUCAAUGAACUGAAUUCUGUAAAAGAAGUGUCUUUGGAUAGAAGCUUUGGUGAUAAAGGAGACACUGAUGGAGAGCAUCAGCUUUUUGGUUCAGAAAUCAGUGAAAUGACUGACAGAGAUUUCAGUGUUGAAAAACAAAGCCUUCCAACACUGCAACAAGAUGAAUUUUUAAAUUCAAGUAUUCAGUCAGAGGCUUGGAGCUUGGUAGACUCGGCCGAUAAUUCAGAAGCCAUUAGGAGAGAACAAUGUAAAACUGAGGAAAAACUUGAUAAGUUUACUUCUAAAUGUGCUGACCUAUGCAUGGAUUCUAUUAAAACUUCUAAUGCUGAUGAAGUUGGUUCUUCCAAAGAAGAAAGUAGAAAGUUUACCAAUUCCCAAAGCCCAUACAUUGAUCCCACAGAAGAAAAUGUUUUGGAUGAUUCUGUAAGCAUAAAAAAUGGUGAUAGUAGUAAUGACUUCAUGACUUGCAAUGAUACCAAUGAGGAUGAAUUUGGUGACUUUGGCACAGCCAGUGGUACCACUCCACCUUUUGUUACUGGUACUCAAGAUUCAAUGAGUGAUGUUACCUUUGAAGAGUCUUCAGAGCACUUUCCACAUUUUAGUGAACCAGGUGAUGACUUUGGAGAAUUUGAGGAUACAAAUGCUAUUUCUUGCCAAGAGGAAAUGAUAUUUACUCAGUCAGACCUAAAACAGAUUUCUGAUGGUUUAUCAGAGGAAUGUCAGUUGGCAAGAAAGUGUAGUGGAACAGGUACUGAACCUGUUUCAAAACUGAAAAAUGAGCAAGAUGGUGAGUUUGGAGAUUUUGAUUCUGUGCCAAAUACUGAAGACAACUGCAGUGCUUUUCAAGACUCUGAUGAUUUUGCAGACUUCAGUUCAGCUGGUCCUAGCCAAAUUGUAGAUUGGAAUGCUUUUGAGGAUGAACAAAAAGAUGGUUGUUCUUGGGCUGCUUUUGGAGACCAGCAAGCUACUGAAUCUCAUCAUCGAAAGGAAGUCUGGCAGUCACAUAGGACAGAUGAAAAUAUUGAUACUCUGGGAACCCCCAAGAUACAUAGUGUCCCUUUAGCAACUUCCAAAGGAGCAGUUGCUUGUGGCCAUUUACAGGAAUCAGCCAAUUCAGUUCAGACAGCUUUAAUAAACCGCCUGGAACGAAUUUUCGAAGCAUGUUUUCCUUCCAUAUCUGUCCCUGAUGCUGAAGAGGAAGUUACUUCCCUAAAGCACUUGCUGGAAACAAGCACCUUGCCAAUAAAAACAAGAGAGGCCUUAGCUGAAAAUGGCGAAUUGUUGGAUGUGUGGACUGAGCUACAAGAUAUCCAUGAUGCACGUGGCUUGAGAUAUCAGUGGGGUGGCUCCCAUAGCAACAAGAAGCUUUUAUGCUCCUUGGGAAUAGACACCAGAAACAUUCUCUUCACAGGCAAUAAGAAGCAACCAGUUAUAGUGCCCAUGUAUGCAGCAGGAUUGGGUAUGUUAGAGCCCACCAAGGAACCAUUGAAACCACUAUCUGCUGCAGAAAAAAUUGCUUCCAUUGGUCAGACAACCACCAUGACACCAGAGAUAAACACAUGCACAUCUGAUCAAUUCCAGGAGUCUCUACCACCCGUCCAGUUUGACUGGAGUAGCAGUGGCCUUACUAACCCUUUAGAUGGUGUGGAUCCAGAGUUGUAUGAACUAACAACUUCUAAGCUGGAAAUGUCUACCCCAAGCCUCAAAGUGACCGAUGCGUUUGCGAGACUCAUGUCCACAGUAGAGAAGACAAGCACAUCUACCAGGAAACCAAAAAGAGAAGAGCACUUGAGUGAAGAAGCUGUCCAGGUGAUCGCCAGCCUUCCUGACUUGACAUUCAUGCACGCCAAGGUGUUGAUGUUCCCAGCCACAUUAAUGCCUUCCACAGGUUCCCGAGAACAGGCUGACUGAUAAACGGGGUGCACUGGACAUUUCAUAGGCUGGUUUUCUCCUCCACCCCUUCCCUACCAUCAAAAGCAUACCUGCUCUAAUUUAAAAAAAAAAAAAAAAAAAAAAAUUCAAGUUCAGCUGUUUUGUUGGUAAGCCGCACUAGAAAGGUAUACAUAGUAAUGUAUAUUUAUUUACAUACUGAAGUCCUAAAUUUAUAUUAGAAAAAAUGUAAAUAAUCGGGGAUGAACAUUUUUGAAGAUUUAUUCUUUUUGUGUUGCUGGGGUGUAUACAUUUAUGUCUUUGUGAAAUACACUGGUGGUGUCCUUCUUACAAAACUUUUGAAAUAAAAAAAGAAAAUUAAAAACUCAAAUCUCCACUGUCUGUGAAAUCCCCUUCAGUGUUUUCCAGUUGUAUUGAAUGUCCUUUUAAUUUUCCAUAUAACAAAUUACUUUUGCUAUCAUAAAUAAGGUCCAAAGUUCUGUUUAAUUUUUUUUUAUUUUAUUUUGUGUGUGAUGGGUUUACUUCAGAUCUGGCUUUGGUUAACAUUUUUGGGCUCUUUUUUUAAUCUUUUCAAUCUGGCAUAUUGCUGUUUGACCUUUUACAAAGUACUUCAUAAAUUGCUUUUUUGUUAUGGGGUGUGGAUCAUUAUCAGAACUUGAUUGGAGGGGUUUAGACAGAUUGUUUUAAGUCAGUUUAAUUUGAAGAAGGACCAAAUUUUAUGAAUGUCUUACAAUGAAAUGUACUUGUUACUGAUUUUUUUUGUUGUGCUGUACCACUAUUUUUUGAGGAUUUUGCACAGUGUGAAAUGGCAUAAUCAUAGACUGCUAUGGUUUCGGCUAUAAAUGCAGUAAGAACUAUGGGUUUAACUGUUCGGGGAAGUUCCUAUGGAAAAGAGACAUGGAAAGGAGCCUCUGGCAAGGGAAAUGUGCAUGCCCAAGGUCUUCUGAGAUUUCAGUGUGUAAAUUUCCUUUUAGCUCACACAGAAAUAAAACAAUUUAAAAG
Castor canadensis (American beaver) is the source of this 3821-nucleotide messenger RNA. RefSeq names its product aftiphilin (gene Aftph). Gene Ontology annotation, biological process: intracellular transport. The record is from RefSeq and is a predicted model, not a curated record. Gene Ontology annotation, cellular component: trans-Golgi network membrane; AP-1 adaptor complex. Gene Ontology annotation, molecular function: clathrin binding. Lineage: Eukaryota; Metazoa; Chordata; Mammalia; Rodentia; Castoridae.